GGGUCAGAAAUCGGGACUAGAACUACAGCAAAUGUUCGCCGGCCCGGGCACAUCCUUGCGGCACUUCUAUUUACUACCUCGAGCUCACUAGUGUACACUUGCUGAGAUGACGGCCUGGAAGAAAGGCCGCAACUUCUUGAUAGUGCUCGGAGCUUGCUACCUUGGCUUCCUUGCAUGCUUACUGCAACCUGCUAUCCAGACAAACGUGUUUUACCUUCAUCGCAUACGCUGGUCAACGCGAGAUCUUCUAUACCCCGAGAAGUAUGGUUUCGACGGUAAGCGAGCCCGAAGCCUCUUCAUUGAAGAAUCUAUACACGCAUGGCAUAUCGCUCCCUUGGUUCGCACGACUGAUAAUGCUGCAAAUAUGAUGAAUAAGGAUCAGCAGCUGAUAAUCUACUUGCACGGUACAGCUGGGACCAUUGCCUUUCCGCAUCGCUUAACAAGCUAUCGCAUCUUCACUGCUCUUCCAAAUAUGCAUGUCCUUGCUAUUGACUAUCGAGGCUUUGGCCUCUCUCAAGGGACGCCCUCGGAGAGCGGUCUCAUUGAAGAUGGCAUCGCCGCUGUUGAAUGGGCCAUCCGGGAGGGCUUCUCGAAGGAGAAUAUUAUUCUCUAUGGUCAAAGUCUAGGUAGUGCAGUGGCAAUUGGAGUAGCGCAUGAGCUUGCCACCCGAUCUGUCCAGCCUUUCGAGAUUGGCAAGGUGGUCACAGUUGCUGCGUUCGAGUCGGGCAAUGAAAUCAUCAAGACCUAUCGUCUGGGUGGUGUCAUCCCCAUCCUCGAGCCCCUCAGGACAUAUCCAGUGGUACAAAGAUGGUUCAUUGGAAAGCUCAAACAUCCGUGGGACUCUCUUGCGCGUGUGCAGGACCUUGCAGCAAAGACCAAGAUUUCCUUGACAUUCGGUCAUGCAAUUACUGAUUACGAGAUUCCCAAGGAGCACAGCGAAAGGUUGUUCCAGAGCGCGGUUGAUGCUUCUCUGCUCGUGGAUGGUAUUGCCGCAACAGCCACUACCAAGAAGACCGAGGAUGGAGGUUUCGAAAGACGAUUUGGCAAUCGCUUCCUUUACAGAUCAGUCUACUGGGGCGGACACAAUCAAGUUCAAUGGGACGACAAAUUGCUGGAGGAUAUUCAGCAGAUGAAUGGUGCUGAAUGAGAUAGACAGGGGCCGGAGAAUCCAGGCACAUUCAAUGGCCUUGGACAGGUAGAUUCGAGGCUAGCACUUGUUCAGAUGGAUACACGCUAAAUCAGCGUGGGACAAAGAUUCAAAAAAUGUUGCAAGAGAACUGGAGUGGACAACAGCUUGCAGUUCAUCUCA
Molecule: messenger RNA, 1309 nt
Organism: Protomyces lactucae-debilis
Lineage: Eukaryota; Fungi; Ascomycota; Taphrinomycetes; Taphrinales; Protomycetaceae
Product: Alpha/Beta hydrolase protein
Exons: 3
Coding region: 107-1147 (346 amino acids)
Source: RefSeq, a predicted model, not a curated record